CUGCAAUAAAAGCGAACGAAUUCCAGUUUUACGCAGAACCUCAACCUAACCUAAGACAAUGCAGGACAACGAAGAUUUUGUCGACGCGCAGGAGCCAUUGCAAAUCCCUGAUGCGAAUGUUGUUAACUCGCAAACUGGAGAGCUGGUUCAUGCUGCAAGGCCUCGGUGCACGCAAAGAGCAAGAGAAAUACGCAGCAGUAAUCGCGUACACUGAUCCCAAAUACCUGGAUCAAGUGCACGAUCUUGUCAACAACCCACCACAAACGAAUCCGCACUCCACUCUUAAACAAGCCAUUUUGUCCAAAUUUGCAGAAUCAGAGAUGGUGCGUCUCGACAGACUUGCGACAGGAAUUCAACUCGGCGACGGUCGUCCAAGUCAUCUACUCAGUCAAUUGCAGCAAACUAACGCCACCAAUGAUGAAUCGGUUGUGCGUCGCUACUGGAUCAAGCGCCUACCACCUCCGGCACGUGCAGUAAUCUGCUUGAAAGCCCUCCCAACACCACCCUCGCGCAGCUCGCAACUGCUGCCGAUGCUGUGAUGGAUUCUCUUAACUACGACGCUUCAGACCACAUGUGUGCUGGAUCGCAUCACACAAUUAAGUAAACGCCUGGACGACAAUGACAAGAUUCUGCAGCAGAUCAACAACAAGCUAAGUCACCUGCUUGGGACCACAAAUCAGCAACGAGGUCGGAGCUACAAUCGAUCGCCCAGCAACAACAAUUACCGGAGCAACACACCCUCCAGGGACAAUUCUAACCCUCAAUUUUGCUGGUACCACAACAAGUAUGCGGACAGUGCCCAACGUUGCAUCCAACCGUGCUCUUUCCAUGCCAACAACAGUUCAAAAAACUAAGCACCACCGUUGGAAAUCAACAGGGCAGCUCCGACGGUCGUGACGCAAUUGCUCAAAGUAAACAUCUGCAGAAUUUCGUCCUCCAAUCGUCUCUUCGUUCCAGACUUCAAAUCGGGUAAAAGUUUUCUUAUCGACACUGGAGCUGACGUAUCUAUUAUACCACCCAGCACAAUUAAUCAACACAUCGCAGUCACUAAUGAACAUAAACUAUUUGCAGCCAAUGGAACAGCAAUAAAAACUUAUGGCACCACUCGCCUUACGCUGGAUCUCGGUUUACGUCGCCCUUUCACAUGGAUUUUUACCAUAGCCGAUACCAAAAUCCCAAUCAUUGGUUCAGACUUCUUGCAACACUUUAAUCUACUGGUUGACCUCAAAAACUCAAAGUUAGUCGAUGUCGAAACACGCCUAUCAUGCUGUGGUAUAUUUAGCCAACAAUCGAAUUCGGAGAUAAGGACAUAUAAUAUUCACUCCGAAUUCUCCAAACUACUGGAAGAAUUUAAAGACAUCACGCAGCUCAACUCAUGUCCUUCUCAAGCAACAACCACCAACGUCACACAUUGCAUCGAAACCAAAGGAUCUCCACCAUUCGCCAGGCCAAGAAGGCUAACUCCAGAAAAAUUCCAAAUUCCAAAGCAACAAGAAAGGAAAGCUAACUUCGGGCGGAGCCGAAGUUGAAAUACCCUUGAAGAAUA
This is a messenger RNA of Drosophila rhopaloa, 1546 nucleotides long. RefSeq lists its product as uncharacterized. Lineage: Eukaryota; Metazoa; Arthropoda; Insecta; Diptera; Drosophilidae. The record is from RefSeq and is a predicted model, not a curated record. Bases 111 to 539 code for a protein of 142 amino acids. The transcript is spliced from 2 exons.